AUGAGCUCCAAUCCCGAGACGAAACCUCAGGGGGCUGUGCAGCCCCAGGGCGAGGGUGCUCCUAUUAUCAACUAUCCUUCUGAGACCAGGCCGCAGGGUGCAACGACACUGCAAAAACAGCCCUCGGUCUCCUUUCAGGUGCCGCCGCGCAACUUUGCUCCGCGUAACGCACAGUCGCUCGAGUCCAUGAAGACCGCCAACUCGGGCGGAGACGAGGCCCAAGCAUCGGGUGCCAAUCUUCAUCGCGCGGGCAGCGCUAACUUUGGCGGCCGCGAUCCCGAGACGGGCCUGUCGCACUCGGCGAGUUUCCGCCGGAAAAAGUCGCUCGUGCGCCCUGAGCGUGAGCGUAUGGACCCUUCGCAUCGCCAGUGGUUCUACCGCAACCAUGCCGCGCAGAUGGACAUGCAGCAUGGCCGCUCCAAUGUCGGCUACAUGCCGUCCUCGACCGGACACAUGCCGCACCAUGGCGCUGCGCCUCACAGCACGGCCAUGUCGGCCAUCACCGGUCCGGGUGGCGGUGUAAGUGGCUACGGUGUGACCGGCCCUUACGCUCCUUCGCCGCAGACGGCUGCUCGCAACCCUCAGCUGCGCCGUGGCAAGUCGAUCCUCGGCCGCGAGGAGGACAAGGUCGAAAGUGGUAUCCACUUCUUGCGCCGCGGUGUGAGUAUGCGCCGCACGGCGCCCGGCAACCCCGAUCUCGCCAAGACGCCACACGAGGGCGCGGCGAAGGAGGCCGGCUUCUUUGACAACAUCGCGCCGGGUCCCGUUGGCCCUUGGAUGAUCUACUGUUGGCUGCUUACGAUCUGUAUCCCUGGCGCAUGUCUCAAGAUGGUUGGUAUCAAGACGCCCGAGCAGCAGCGUGCGUGGCGUGAAAAGAUGGGUCUGGUCGGUAUUAUCUGUGUCUGCAUGGGCUUUGUUGGUUACAUCACCUUUGGUUUCACUCAGACGGUUUGUGGUACGGACCAGCGCUACAGUCUGUACUCCAUGCAAAACGACAAGGACAAGACUGGUAUGAUGAACCUCUACGGCAAGUCCUACGACAUGAACGACUUUACUCACACGCCCGUCCCUCAAUUCCCUGAUCUGAAGCAGCCUGUCUGGACCGACCGGUAUGAUAUCAGUCGUUCGUACGUUAACCUGCUUUUCCCGGUUACCGGCGAGUCAUGUGAAGGCAUUAUGCAGCCGGUCAGGAACUCGAACCCUCCCCGCUAUUUCCAGUGCAUGGUAAUCCACUCCAACUCGUCGGGUGACUCGCCCGGAUUCAACGACGAUGCUGCUUGCCACAGCAUGUCCGUCACCAGGAGUCUGCUGAACAACAAGGUACCGCAUGCUCCCAUGUUGGGCAAUGUCUUUGUUCCUUGGCAAAACAUUUCCGACCCGAAGCAAAACCUCAUGAUCUGGCGUGGAAGUGUGAUUGAUCUAAGUAUGCUCAAGUACCUGGACCCGACGGUGAACGCUCCUGAGCUGUUCAACUACAUGAAGAAUCGCAAUGAUACAUGGGCGGGCAAGGACGUGACGGCCAUGGGUAUGCGUGGAAAGUACACCAAGGAAUUGGACUGUCUCGCUCAGGUCGCUCGUGUGGCCUACAUCGAUGCUGCAUCUACCGGUUGUAUUGCGUCGCAGGUCGAACUGGUCCUGUCGAUGAUUUUCAUUGUCGGUGCUGUCGGUAUCAAGUUCUUGAUGGCCUUGUACUUUGCCUGGUGCAUUUCGUGGCGUCUCGGCAACUACGACAACGAGUCGUACGCGGAGCGCAUGCGGCGUGUGGCUGCAAUUGAAAACUGGACCGAUGAUAUCUAUCGCCCGGCCCCGGCUGGCUACCGUCCGAACGUGAAGAAGUCGAUUCUUCCGACCACCAGUCGUUUCACGGCGACCAACUACCCCAAGCAGCCGCAAAAGCAGUCCGCACUCGAAAAGAAGAUUGCCGCUGCGCGCCGCAAUGUUCAGGGCCCGUACAUGUCGCCGCCGCAGUCGCCGAUGCUCACGGGCGGCCGCAGCUCGGCGUCGCUUGGCCAGUCGGCCUCGUUCACGAUGCCCUCUUCGCAGUCCGGCCGCUCGUCGUUCUCGAACAAUGGCGACUCGCCCUGGGGCCCUUGUCCGUUCCCGCUCGACAAUGUGGUGCCUCAGCCGCCUGCUGACUUCCGUCCGUUCAACUUCCCACUAGCGCAAACGAUCUGUCUGGUUACGGCCUACUCGGAGUCCUUCGAGGGUCUGCGUACGACGCUGGACAGUCUUGCGACGACGAACUACCCCAACAGCCACAAGCUGCUCCUGGUCAUUGCGGAUGGUAUUGUCAAGGGUGCCGAGUCGGAUAUCUCGACGCCCGAUAUCUGUUUGUCGAUGAUGAAGGAGCUGAUUGUGCCUGCGGAAGACGUCGAGGGUAACUCGUACGUGGCCAUUGCCGAUGGUGCGAAGCGCCACAACAUGGCCAAGGUCUAUGCCGGUUUCUACGACUACGACGACCAGACAGUUGAGCGUUCGAAGCAGCAGCGUGUGCCGAUGAUCCUGAUCGCCAAGUGUGGUACGCUGAUGGAAAUGGACAGCGCCAAGCCCGGUAACCGUGGUAAGCGUGACUCGCAAGUGCUGCUCAUGGCCUUUAUGCAAAAGGUGCUCUUUGACGAGCGUAUGACGCAAUUCGAGUACGAGUUCUUCAAUGCGAUCUGGCGUGUGACGGGUGUUACGCCCGAGCAAUACGAGAUUGUGCUGAUGGUGGACGCCGAUACAAAGGUCUUCCCCGACUCGCUGACGCGUAUGACGGCCUGCAUGGUGGAGGAUCCCGAGAUCAUGGGUCUCUGUGGUGAGACCAAGAUUGCCAACAAGGCCCAGACGUGGGUGACCAUGAUCCAGGUGUUCGAGUACUACAUCUCGCACCACCAGACCAAGGGUUUCGAGGCUUGCUUCGGUGGUGUGACGUGUCUGCCGGGCUGUUUCAGUGCCUACCGUCUCAAGUCGCCCAAGGGCCCUCGUGGCUUCUAUGUUCCGAUUUUAGCCAACCCCGACAUUGUCGAGCACUACUCCGAGAAUGUUGUCGACACGCUUCACAAGAAGAACCUGCUGUUGCUUGGUGAGGACCGUUACCUCACGACGCUCAUGCUCAAAACGUUCCCGAAGCGCAAGAUGAUGUUCAUUCCCUCGGCUGUGUGUAAGACGGUGGUGCCCGACACGUUCAAGGUGCUGCGUUCGCAGCGUCGUCGCUGGAUCAACUCGACGGUGCACAACCUGUUUGAGCUGAUCCAGGUGCGUGAUCUGUGUGGUACUUUCUGUUUCUCGAUGCGCUUUGUCGUGUUUAUGGACCUGGUCGGUACGCUGGUAUUGCCUGCCGCCAUUGCCUUUACGUUCUAUGUCGUUGCGUCGGCCAUCAAGGUCAGUAUUACCAACCAGGGCAAGCGGGAGGAGGAAAAAGAAGAGUUCCCGACCAUUCCCCUUGUUCUUCUGGGUCUCAUUCUGGGUCUGCCCGGUGUGCUGAUUGUCGUGACCAGUCGCCGCUUCAUGUAUGUGCUGUGGAUGCUUGUCUACCUGAUUUCGCUUCCGAUUUGGAACUUGGUCCUCCCUGCCUACGCCUACUGGCACAUGGACGACUUCUCGUGGGGUGCGACGCGUGUCGUGCAAGGCGAGAAGAAGGGCGAUAGCCACGGCGACGCCGAGGGCCAGUUCGAUGCCUCGUCGAUUGUCAUGAAGCGCUGGGCCGAGUACGAGCGCGACCGCCGCUUCCGUGGCGGCACCGAGUCUCGCGACACGUACGACAUGACGUCUCCUGAGAAUGGUAUGAUGCGCUUCUCGUCGAUGUCGUCUGACGCGCCGUCGAACGGUCUCGAGCAGCUCCCUCGUGCGAACCUCGGUGGCGCGGGCGAGGAGGCGCGCUACCCUGCGCGCCAACGUCUCGAUUCGGUGCCGCUGCUCGAGCUUCCUGCGCCGCUCGGCCCCGAUGCAAAUGGACGCCCUCGCCAGGGCUCGGGCACCAUGUCGCCAACGAGUGGCCCGCUGUCGCCUACGAGCGGUGCCAUGUCGGCCCUGCGUCCUGGCGCGGCCUCGCCGCCGCACUUGCAGCCGUCGAGCUCGUUUGGCGGUGCCCCCCGUCCUCCGUUUGGCGCCCCGCCCACCGAUUCUUCGAUGCAGGCGCGUCAGCACCUCUUCGGUGCUGGUGCGGCUCCGAUGCGUCCUCCUGCGGCCAGCGGCUACGCGUCUCCCCCGCCCCGCCCUGCGGCUCCCUCUGGAUACACGAACAUUCGCCCCCCGCCGCCCGGCGCCUAUAGCGCGCGUCCUGGCUCGGGCAGUGCGACGCCCCCCCCGCGCCCGCCGCCCGGUGCCAGCUACACGCCCCCCCCGCGCCCUGGUGGACCGCCAGCGAACUCCAGCCCGACGAUGCGCCCUGUUGGUGCACCCGCGCGUCCUGGAGCGCCGCCGCCCGCGAUGCGCCCUACGAUCCCCAACCCUGUGCGUCCCGGCACGCCGCCGUCGAUGCGCCCUACAAUCCCUCCCUCUGUGCGCCCCGGCACUCCUCCGUCGAUGCGCCCAGUGGAGAGCACUGCAAACCUGCCGAGCAGCGUGCAGCGCGUGAGCCUUGUGGACGAUGGUCCUGUUGCCGACUCGGGUGGUAUCCGCCAAGUUGUGCGUGGCUCGCGGCGCCAAUCUCUGCAGCCAGGAAGCCUGCAGCUUCCUCCCUUCGAUGCUUCGUUCGGCGGAAGCCCCUUUGACUCGAGCAAGAAGUAA
Molecule: messenger RNA, 4707 nt
Organism: Malassezia japonica
Lineage: Eukaryota; Fungi; Basidiomycota; Malasseziomycetes; Malasseziales; Malasseziaceae
Product: chitin synthase
Exons: 1
Coding region: 1-4707 (1568 amino acids)
Cellular component (GO): cell periphery; cell septum
Molecular function (GO): chitin synthase activity
Source: RefSeq, a predicted model, not a curated record